This is a messenger RNA of Engraulis encrasicolus (European anchovy), 4249 nucleotides long. It is a transcript of the gene dpyda.1, whose product is annotated as dihydropyrimidine dehydrogenase a, tandem duplicate 1. Gene Ontology annotation, biological process: thymine catabolic process; uracil catabolic process. The record is from RefSeq and is a predicted model, not a curated record. Gene Ontology annotation, cellular component: cytosol; cytoplasm. The coding region runs from base 339 to 3425 and encodes 1028 amino acids. Lineage: Eukaryota; Metazoa; Chordata; Actinopteri; Clupeiformes; Engraulidae. Gene Ontology annotation, molecular function: uracil binding; NADP binding; iron-sulfur cluster binding. The transcript is spliced from 23 exons.
UCAUCCAACCCCUAAACUUUUUUGCAGCCUGUAUUGGAAUCUACCAUCCCCGUUGCCUGCCACUAUCUAUCGAAGCAACUUUGCAGCAGAAUUUGAGGGGGUACACCGUAAAUCUGGACUGCUGUCGUGGCUGACAUUUUGCUCACCUGCAAAGGAAUAGUUCUGGAAAAAAACAACACGCAGUUCGUGGGAAUGUGCGAAUUGAUGACGAACACGUGUGUCUGAACUGUGCGCUCCUGGACAUCAAACAACAAGUGAUUUGGAAACGACACGUUUUUUGUUGCUUCCGUUUUUUGUCGUUUUAAAGCACCAAACAUCAAAUCCUCGAUCACGGCAACAUGGCUAGAUUGCUGAGCAAGGAUAUCCCGGAUAUUGAGAGUAUCCUGGCGCUGAACCCUCGGGUGAAGAGCCAUGCUGUGCCUCUCUCCACCGCCGCCAAGAAAGCUGAGAAGAAACACUGGAAGAGGAACCCGGACAAGGGCUGUGACAGUUGCGUGAAGCUGGAGAACAAUUUUGAUGACAUCAAACACACGACGCUGAGCGAGCGCGGAGCACUUCGGGAAGCAGUGAGGUGUCUGAAAUGUGCAGACGCUCCAUGCCAGAAGAGCUGCCCCACCCACCUGGACAUCAAGGCCUUCAUCACUAGCAUCGCAAACAGGAACUACUAUGGGGCGGCGAAGGCCAUCCUCUCCGACAACCCCCUGGGCCUGACGUGUGGGAUGGUGUGUCCGACCUCUGACCUUUGCGUCGGGGGCUGCAACCUCUACGCCUCUGAGGAGGGGCCCAUCAACAUCGGCGGCCUGCAACAGUUCGCCACGGAGGUGUUCAGCAAGAUGGGCGUUCCCCAGGUGCGCAACCCUGCUCUGCCGCCUCCAGACCAGAUGCCAGCCAGCUUCCACGAGAAGAUCGCUCUGAUUGGCUGCGGCCCCGCCAGCAUCAGCUGUGCCUCCUUCCUGGCCCGCCUCGGCUACGAUGACAUCACUAUCUUCGAGAAGCAGAAGUACAUCGGUGGCCUCAGCUCUGCGGAGAUCCCUCAGUUCCGGCUGCCUUUCGAGGUGGUGCAGUUCGAGGUGGAGCUGAUGAAGAACCUGGAAGUCAAAAUCGAGUGUGAGAAGGGACUGGGUCAGGAUGGCAUGACGCUGCUCUCCCUGAAGAAGGAGGGAUAUAAAGCUGUCUUCAUUGGCAUCGGUCUGCCGCAGGCCAACCGGCACAAGAUCUUUGAAGGCCUAACAACGGCGCAAGGCUUUUACACCUCCAAGGAUUUCCUACCUCUGGUUGCCAAGGCCAGUAAACCAGGGAUGUGCAGCUGUCGUUCAGCGCUGCCCAGUCUGCAUGGCGUGGUGAUAGUGCUUGGCGCGGGUGACACUGCUUUCGACUGCGCCACCUCGGCCCUGCGCUGUGGAGCCCGGCGUGUCUAUGUGGUGUUCCGGAAGGGCUUCACCAACAUCCGAGCCGUCCCUGAAGAGAUGGAGCUGGCCAAGGAGGAGAAGUGUGAGUUCCUGCCCUUCAUGUCUCCGCGCGAGGUGCUGAUGAAGGCGGGCCGCGUGGCCGGCAUGGAGUUCUGCCGCACGGAGCAGAGCGAGGCGGGCGAUUGGCUGGAGGACGAGUACCAGACCAUACGCCUCAAAGCUGACUACAUCAUCAGCGCAUUCGGCUCAGGACUCACCGACCCCAAAGUGAGAGAGGCCAUGGCUCCCAUCCGCUUAAACAGAUGGGGUCUCCCUGACCUGCACCCGGAGAGCAUGCAGUGCAGCGAGCCGUGGGUAUUUGCCGGGGGCGACGUGGCGGGCCUGGCCAACACCACGGUGGAGUCGGUCAACGACGGGAAGCAAGCCUCCUGGCACAUCCACAAGUACAUCCAGUCUCUCCAUGGCGCCGCUGUCAGCAGCAAGCCCCAGCUUCCUCUCUUCCACACGGCCAUAGAUGUGGUGGACAUCAGUGUGGAGAUGGCCGGUAUCCGCUUCCCCAACCCCUUCGGCCUGGCCAGCGCUCCCCCCACCACCAGCGCCGCCAUGAUACGCCGCGCCUUCGUGGAGGGCUGGGGCUUCGCGCUCACCAAGACGUUCUCCCUGGACAAGGACCUGGUGACCAACGUGUCUCCGCGUAUCGUGCGUGGUACCACCUCGGGUCCGCUGUUCGGACCGGGCCAGGGCUCCUUCCUCAACAUCGAGCUGAUCAGUGAGAAGACAGCAGCCUACUGGUGCCAGAGCGUCACUGAGCUCAAAGCCGACUUUCCCCAAAAUAUUGUCAUAUCCAGCAUAAUGUGCAGCUACAACAAGGCUGAUUGGACGGAGCUGGCUCAGAUGGCGGAGGCCUCGGGAGCAGAUGCCCUGGAGCUGAAUCUCUCCUGCCCUCACGGGAUGGGCGAGAGGGGCAUGGGACUCGCCUGCGGACAGGAUCCAGAGCUGGUGCGCAACAUCUGCCGCUGGGUCCGGCAAGCUGUCAAGGUGCCCUUCUUUGCCAAGCUGACCCCCAAUGUCACCAACAUUGUGGACAUUGCCACAGCCGCACGCGAAGGUGGUGCAGAUGGCGUCACCGCCACCAACACGGUCUCGGGCCUGAUGGGACUGAAGGCAGACGGCUCUCCCUGGCCAGGCAUCGGCCGCGGCAGGCGCACCACAUAUGGCGGCGUGUCUGGAAAUGCCAUCAGACCCAUAGCCCUGCGGGCAGUGUCGGCCAUCGCCAGAGCCCUCCCCGGAUUCCCCAUCCUGGCUACCGGGGGCAUCGACUCUGCCGAAUCAGGCCUGCAGUUCCUCCACGCAGGGGCAUCUGUUCUGCAGGUGUGCAGUGCCGUGCAGAACCAGGACUUCACGCUGAUCGAGGACUACUGCCUGGGGCUGAAGGCCCUGCUCUACCUGCGCAGCCUGGAUGAGCUAAGGGACUGGGACGGCCAGUCCCCACCCACCGCACCCCACCAGAGGGGUAAACCCAUACCCCGUCUGGAGGACCUCGUGGGGAAGAGCUUGCCAAGUUUUGGGCCCUUCUUGGAGGAGAGGAGAAAAGCGCUGGCAGUGCACAAGCAGCGUCUCAGGGACCAGGAGAUGGAGCGGGGGAUGACAGGGACGCCCCAGGGACCCAGAAGCUUCUCCCCUAAGGGACCCAUCCCAUCUGUCAAGGAAGUAAUUGGCAGGGCCCUGAAACACAUUGGGGCCUAUCAGGAGCUCAACAACGAGGAGCAAGUGCAGGCCCUGAUCGAUGAGGAGAUGUGCAUCAACUGUGGCAAAUGCUACAUGACCUGCAAUGAUUCGGGCUACCAGGCUAUUAAGUUUGACCCAGAGACCCACCUCCCCGUGGUGGCGGACAGCUGCACCGGCUGCACCCUCUGCCUCAGCGUCUGCCCCAUCAUCGACUGCAUCAAAAUGGUUACCCGGACAACGCCCUACGUGCCCAAGCGAGGCCUUCCUGCCGCCGUGACGGCGUACUGAGCCCACGGGAGGGAUGAAGAGGGAGAGGGAGGGAGGGAGAGGAGAGAGAGAGAGAGAGAGGGAGGGAAAGAGAGAGAGAGGGAGGGAGAAGGAGAAAGGGAGAGGGAGGGAGAAAGAGAGAGAGAAAGGGGGAGAGUGAUGGAGAAAGAGAUAGAUAGAGAGAGAGAGAGAAAGAGAAAGAGAGAGAAAGAAGGGGGGGCAGACAGACAAACAGACGGACAGACAGAUAAACAGACACGCAAAGAAAAGAUGACAGAGAGAAACAGGGGAAGAGAGAGGAUGUGGGAGAGAGAGAUUGAGAGAGAGGAAGAGAGAAAGAAAGAUAAACAGACUGAGCUAGAGAGAAAGAGGGAAUGAGGGGUAGAGACAAGGGCUGUCUGUGAUGAACAGAGAGGAGAGGGGGAAAAAUUCACAAAAACAAAACAAAAGAGAAAUAUAGAAACGUGACAGAACGUCCACAUCAAAACAUUGAUUCUUCUUCAUAAUUGCAAUGUGAAAAAUUACCUUUAUUAUGUAUUUGAAAAACGCAUGCACGCACACACACACACACACACACACACACACACACACACACACACACACACACACACACACACACACACACACACACACACACACACGCACACACACACAGCAACAGAGAGAAAGCUAAAUAAUUAGUUUGGAGAAAUAAUUGCCUUAUACUCCCAAGCCAAUUAUCCUGAAAUAAUCAUGCAGGCGCAAAUAGUUGCAUUAUUCCCAAACAAUGGCGGGGGCGAUGUGUCGUCCAUCCACGGGCGUGUCUCUCUCUCUCUCUCUCUUUCUCUCUCUCUCUCUUUCUCUCU